This is a messenger RNA of Abrus precatorius (Indian licorice), 1671 nucleotides long. Its product is annotated as chloroplast envelope quinone oxidoreductase homolog. The record is from RefSeq and is a predicted model, not a curated record. The coding region runs from base 197 to 1189 and encodes 330 amino acids. The transcript has 4 exons. Gene Ontology annotation, molecular function: oxidoreductase activity. Lineage: Eukaryota; Viridiplantae; Streptophyta; Magnoliopsida; Fabales; Fabaceae.
GUUGCCUUAGUCUGCUAGAUACUUUAUUUAUUCCUUUUUAGCGAUUUUGCUUCUUUUCCAUUAAGCGCCCAUGCUAUCCCCUUGAAUAUAUUUUAUUUUUUUCAUGGGCCACCUUACUUUUGCUUUCCCAUCUUGCCCUUAUUUUAUUAUUUGGUUCCCAAGAUAAAGGAGUGAGAUAAAUUGAAUUGGACGAGAGAUGGCCAGAAAUGUGAUGCACGCGGUUCAGUACUACGCCUAUGGGCGAGGACCCAAUGGCUUGAAGCACGUUGAAGUUAACGUUCCGACUCCAAAGCCAGACCAAGUUUUACUGAAACUUGAAGCAAUUAGCAUAAACCCGAUCGAUUGGAAGAUUCAGAAUGGUCUUCUGCGCCCUUUGUUUCUUCCAAGAAGCUUUCCUCACAUACCUUGCACUGAUGUCGCCGGAGAGAUAGUUGAGAUUGGCACGCAAGUCAAAGAUUUUCAAGUUGGCGACAAAGUCGUUGCCAAACUCACUCAUCAAUAUGGAGGUGGACUGGCUGAGUUUGCUGUGGCUAGUGAGAGCUUAACAGCUGCCAGACCGUCUGAAGUCUCGGCUGCUGAAGCUGCGGGUUUACCCAUCGCUGGUCUCACUGCUCGUGAUGCCCUCACUCAAGUUGCAGGAGUCAAGCUUGAUGGGACUGGCGAGCCCAAGAACGUUUUAGUAACUGCUGCUUCAGGUGGUGUAGGUCACUAUGCUGUUCAACUGGCAAAACUAGGGAACAACCAUGUCACAGCCACUUGUGGGGCUCGCAACAUUGACUUUGUUAAGGGCUUAGGAGCAGAUGAGGUUCUUGACUACAGGACCCCAGAGGGGGCAGCACUAAGGAGUCCAUCUGGUAGGAAAUAUGAUGCAGUGAUACAUUGUACAUCUGGAAUACCCUGGUCAGCUUUUGAUUCUAAUCUGAGUGAAAAAGGGGUGGUGGUUGAUUUAACACCCACCCCAAGCUCAUUUAUGACUUUUGCUCUGAAGAAACUUACUUUUUCCAAGAAGCAGCUGGUGCCAUAUUUCGUCACUGUCAAGCGUGAAGGCCUGGAUUAUCUAGUUCAAUUAGUGAAAGAUGGAAAACUCAAGUCUGUAAUUGACUCGAAGUUUCCUUUGAGCAAAGCUGAAGAUGCUUGGGAUAAGAGCAUUGAUGGCCACGCUACUGGAAAAAUUGUUGUAGAGCCAUAGGUACAGUUUACGUGGAGGAAUUGUAUUUCUAGUUUCUGCGUAUCUGUACAAGGUUUGUGAAAACUCAUAAAAUUGAAUAACAGGGCAUAUCAUAUGUUGUAAGGAUUUUAAGUUAAUAUUUAUGCUCUUGCUGGUUUGUGUAUGACGAUAUGCUUUAUUAGGCAACUUUUUUUCAUGUCCUACGUGGUUUUGUGCAUUCAGGAAACGGGCUAAGAUAAACCCUGUGUGAAAUGUGCCUAGAUUCAUAGAACUCCGUGGUGAUAAGUGUUAAUGGUGGACCGCUUGACCUCCAUAUAGUGAGGAAUAAGCGUUCUACAUUCUGGUUGAGUAUUUUUCUGAAAGACGCAUUAAGAUGGACAUAGGACAAAAUUAAGUUACUUUGAUUUUCGUUUAGGUGCGAUCAUUUUUAUCAUUUUUUUUUUCUCUUGCUUAUGUAGCAAGAAGAAACUGUUAAUCUCUGCUGCUCUGAAGAACUUUUUUCC